AUGGAGAAGGACGAGGAGGAUCUUAACCUCUCCUUUCUGUUGGAGCAUGAAAGAGAAAUGAUCCUGAAGGUCUUGCAGAAAGAUGAGAAACUGAGAAAACGAGAAGAAAAGAGGAUUCGGCGAUUGAAGAAUGAGUUAUUGGACAUCAAGCGCCGGGGUGCCCGUCGGCCCCAGGAGGUGGGGGAGCGUCAGUGCACUCGCUGUCUGAAAACCCUGGGCCUGAUCUUUGACCGGGGAGAUCUGUGCGAGGAGUGCCAGCAGCGCGUCUGCAGUGAGUGCCGCGUGAUGCCUCCCAAAGGCCGCCAGUGGAAAUGCAAAGUCUGCGCCAAGAUCUCGGAGCUGAAGGUUGUGACGGGGGAGUGGUUCCUGGAGGAGAGGUCCAAACGCUUCGAGCAAGGCACCAUCUUCAGCAGCGACAUGCUCAAACAGACCAUCCUGAACAGCCCCACAGUCAAAGACAAGAUGUCUCCGAAGAACGUGCCAGCCCAAGACAAACAAGGCCCGCCUGAAUCGGCGAGGUCUGACACACCCAGAUCCAGCAGAAGUGCAAUACUGAACCAUAUCAAUGGUGCCAGAAGGAAAGGGAUGAGAAUGGAUAAAAGGGGAAAGCGGCCUGGUGUGAAGGCGGAGAAUGGAGGUGAUGGCGGCGGUGUUAACUCGUUCCAGGACGUGGACACACACAGCAUCCAGUCUGGUCUGACCUCACGCUCACACAGGGGCGGCGCUGUGGCUCUUGAGUCUUCAGGAGUGCCGACGGUACCGAACAACCUGCGCUCCCAAACUCCUGACAGAUUCACUACAACCAGCAACAACCGGAGGGUUAGGCCUGAUGGAGCAGAGAGUGUUUCCAGUUUUCACUCGGCUGAUGCCUUGUCUGAGAAGUCGGCUGUCAGGCACCGCAGGACAGAAUCUGGCACUCCCACCAUCGCCGUGUCCAGGGCCUCUGUCUCAUCAGAUCACAGCCGUUCAGAGAUGGACCUGUCAACUCCUGCCUCUGAGCAGAGCGACGAUGCAUUCAGUCUCCGGAGCCGCUCUGUCCCGGGGCUCAAUGAAGGGGAGUUUUCUGAUGCAGAGGAAGACAUCGACGCUCUGAUGUCGGCGCACAGUCAAGCCGCCAGCCGGUGCCUCAGCAGCGCCGUGUCCACGUCUUCCACUCUGGCCUCAGAGAGGAGGUGGGGCUUCCUCAAUGUCCCUGAUUCGGAUGCUGAGACUAGCAGUAUAAACAGCAUGAUGAGCAUGUACAGUGAGACGGGGGACUAUGGCAACGCCAGUGUAAGCGGUGAAAUACUGCUGAAUAUCAGCUACAGCUACAAGACCGGCGCUCUCAACCUGCUGGUGAAAGAGUGCCGCAACCUGGCCACGGGGGACGAGAGGAAGCAGCGCACAGACGUCUACGUCAAGACUUACCUGCUCCCCGACAAGUCUCGCCAGAGCAAGAGGAAGACCAGCAUCAAGGCCAACACCACCAACCCCGUCUUUAAUGAGAACCUGAGGUACGUGAUCAGCCACUCCCAGCUGGAGACGCGAACCCUGCAGGUGUCAGUCUGGCACCACGACCGCUUCGGACACAACAGCUUCCUGGGCGAGGUGGAGUUGACCUUUGACUCCUGGGAGUUUGACUCCCAGCUAGAGGAGUGGUAUGCUCUGCAGCCCAAGGCAGAGAGCAGUAUGGACUCCACAAUGCAUUACAAAGGGGAGCUAACUGUGGUGCUGAAGUAUAUUCCUGCAGAGAAGAACCUCAUGCUGCCUCUGGACCAAGUUCAAGUAAAGAAAGGAUUCCUGAAAGGCAAGAAGACCAGUAACUUCAAACUGCCUAAAGGGGGCAUGGUUGAACUGCUGGUGAAAGAAGCCAAAAAUCUGACCGCUGUCAAAUCCGGAGGCACGUCCGAUCCCUUUGUGAAAGGGUACCUCCUCCCAGACAGCAAUAAGUCAACCAAGCACAAGACAGCGGUGGAGCGUCGCACAGUGAACCCCCAGUGGAACCACACCUUCACCUACUGUGGCCUCCAGCCCGGAGACCUAAACAACGUCUGUCUGGAGCUCACCGUCUGGGACAAGGAGGCUCUCGCUAGCAAUGUCUUCCUGGGAGGAGUCAGGCUCGGAGCUGGAACAGGGUACAGCUACGGGAACGAGGUGGACUGGAUGGACUCGUAUGGGGAGGAGCAGAGGCUUUGGCAGCGCAUGAUCGAAAACCCGGAGGUCCCUCAGGAGUGCACACUGAUGCUGAGGUGCAGCAUGCGCAAGCACACAUGA
Molecule: messenger RNA, 2253 nt
Organism: Lampris incognitus (smalleye Pacific opah)
Lineage: Eukaryota; Metazoa; Chordata; Actinopteri; Lampriformes; Lampridae
Gene: sytl5
Product: synaptotagmin-like 5
Exons: 17
Coding region: 1-2253 (750 amino acids)
Biological process (GO): intracellular protein transport; exocytosis
Cellular component (GO): exocytic vesicle; plasma membrane
Molecular function (GO): small GTPase binding; neurexin family protein binding; phospholipid binding
Source: RefSeq, a predicted model, not a curated record